This is a messenger RNA of Oncorhynchus kisutch (coho salmon), 2077 nucleotides long. RefSeq names its product zinc finger protein 664-like. Lineage: Eukaryota; Metazoa; Chordata; Actinopteri; Salmoniformes; Salmonidae. The transcript is spliced from 2 exons. The record is from RefSeq and is a predicted model, not a curated record. Gene Ontology annotation, molecular function: RNA polymerase II cis-regulatory region sequence-specific DNA binding; DNA-binding transcription factor activity, RNA polymerase II-specific. Gene Ontology annotation, biological process: regulation of transcription by RNA polymerase II; embryo development. The coding region runs from base 227 to 1714 and encodes 495 amino acids. Gene Ontology annotation, cellular component: nucleus.
UUUCAUCAGCAGCAACAGUUAGUCAGACACCUCGGUAGCUUGCUAGACAAAAUAGACGAACCAAUAAAGGUCUUUAGACGCUUUCGUGUAUAUUAGCCAGUGUGUUUUAAACCCACUUCUGUCGUGUAGUUAGUUAUCCGAUCUAAUUUCAUAUUUACGGUGUUGUAGUUAUUAGUCAGCUAGCGGGCUGGUUAAGUUAGCAUUAGCCUAGCUAACAUCUACGACCAUGCGGUCACUAAGCUACUCUCCUGCUAAAGAAGUGAAAGAGGAGGAGGAAGAGAAGGUUGUUACAAUACAAAAACAAGUAGCGGGUGAGGCUGUUACAGUGAAAGAAGAAGAGAAAGAAGUUUCAGUGAAAGAAGAGGAAGACACGUUCAGAGUGAAAGAGGAUGUUACAGUAAAGGAAGAGGAGAAAGAGGAGGGUGCAGUUUUUGGAGUGAAAGAGGAGGAGGGGGAGAUGACUGUCACAUCGAAAAAGGAGGAAGAAGAGGAGGAAACUGGAUAUCUGGGCCCGGUUUCCCAAAGGUAUCUUAAGGCAUCAAAUGGUUAUAACGAUGAACGUGAUGAUCAGGCCCUGGUUAACACUAGAGAGAUACGGGACUGUCGUGGAUCCUCUGGGGAGCAUCAACAACCUCAUGAUGCUGAAGAGGGAGAGAAGAGUCUCUCAAGAUCAGAAUACCUCAAGAAACACCUGCAGAGACCCACAGGGAAGAGAUUCACCUCAUCAGGCAUUAAAAUUCAUCAGAGAAUCUACACAGGAGAGGAACCUUAUAGUUGUGGUCAAUGUGGGAAGAGUUUUACUAAAUCUCGCUAUCUGACUCUACAUCAGAGAACACACACAGGAGAGAAACCUUAUAGCUGUGAUCAAUGUGGGAAGAGAUUUGCUACAUCUGGCUCUCUGACAGUGCACCAGAGAUUACACACAGGAGAGAAACAUUAUAGCUGUGGUCAAUGUGGGAAGAGUUUUACUACAUCUUGCUAUCUGACUCGACAUCAGAGAACACACACAGGAGAGAAACCUUAUAGCUGUGAUCAAUGUGGGAAGAGUUUUACUACAUCUCGCUAUCUGACUCUACAUCAGAGAACACACACAGGAGAGAAAUCUUGUAGCUGUGAUCAAUGUGGGAAGAGAUUUGCUACAUCUGGCUCUCUGACACUACACCAGAGAACACACACAGGAGAGAAACCUUACAGCUGUGAUCAAUGUGGGAAGAGGUUUUGUCAAUCUGGAGAGCUGACAGUGCACCAGAGAAUACACACAGGAGAGAAACCGUAUUUCUGUGAUCAAUGUGGGAAGAGGUUUGUUCAAUCUAGCCAGCUGACUCAACACCAGAGAAUCCACACAGGAGAGAAACCUUAUAGCUGUGAUCAAUGUGGGAGGACUUUUACAACAACUAGCUCUCUGACAGUACACCAGAGAAAACACACAGGAGAGAAACCUUUUAGCUGUGGUCAAUGUGGGAAGAGAUUUGCUACAUCUGGCAAUCUGACUCUUCACCAGAGAACACACACAGGAGAGAAACCUUAUAGCUGUGGUCAAUGUGGGAAGAGAUUUGCUACAUCUGGCAAUCUGACUCUACACCAGAGAACACACACAGGAGAGAAACCGUAUAGCUGUGAUCAAUGUGGGAGGAGUUUUACUUCAACUAGCUCUCUGACAGUACACCAGAGAACACACACAGGAGAUAAAUCUCAUAGCUGUGACCAGAGAUAAUCUGAUAAAACCAGAGAUAAUCUGAUAAAAGAUCUCUGAUCAAAUAUUACAAAAUACAUACAUGAAGGAGUUGUUUCAUGAUUUCAAUGAAUUAAUGUCACAAUGUAGAAUUUUUAACAUUGUAGUAGGAGUAUUUUAAUGAUGUCACAAUGUAGAAGCCUAAAUGUUUCCCCCCUUAUGAAUUGAUUUCAACAUGAUAUGGAUAUUAGCCCCAGGGGGGAAAAACUCCCAAGAAUUGCCAUAACCGAGGAAUAAGGCUAUAAGUGGUGGCCAGUCCUCUUCUGGCUGUGCCGGAUGGAGAUCAUAACAGAACAUGGCCAAGAUGUUCAAAUGUUCAUAAAUGACCACCAUGGUCAAAUAAUA